UUAUAAAAUUUUGCAAAUAAGUGAUUUUUCUCCUUCACUGAUGUGCGCUAAUGAGGCUGCAGUGAUGGGCACUGAUAGGCUGCACUGAUGGACACUGAAAGGCGGCACUGAUUGGCAGCACUGAUAGGUGGCACUGAUUGGCAUUGAUAGAUGGCACUGACUAGCACUGAUGGGUGACACUGAAAGGCAGCUCAGAUGGGCACUGAUAUGUGGCAUUGAUGUGCACUGGCAGGCACUGAUAUGUGGCAUUGAUGUGGCGCUGAUGGGCACUGCCACGUGGCACUUUUCAGCACUGACAGCUGGCACUGAUGGACACUGACAGGUGGC
This is a messenger RNA of Staurois parvus, 327 nucleotides long. NCBI's taxonomy places the organism in Eukaryota, Metazoa, Chordata, Amphibia, Anura, Ranidae. The record is from the annotation of a GenBank genome assembly.